AUGGGCAUCAUGACGGCCGUCUGCACGAAUCCCAUCUGGGUGAUUAAGACCCGCAUGCUCUCCACCGGCCGCAACACGCCCGGCGCCUACCAGAGCAUCUCCCACGGCGCGUCGGAGAUUCUGCGCACCGAGGGAAUCCCUGGCUUUUACCGUGGCCUCAUCCCCUCUCUGUUCGGCGUCUCGCACGGCGCGAUCCAGUUCAUGGCAUACGAGCAGUUAAAGUACUACCGGGGCGGCCAGAUUGGCGGCCGGUCGGAGCUGAGCAACUUCGACUACCUGUAUCUCAGUGCGUCAUCGAAGAUCUUCGCGGGUAGCAUCACGUACCCGUACCAGGUCGUGCGAUCCAGACUGCAGACGUACGACGCAAGCGCAGCCUAUCGAUCGGCGCGGGACGUGGUCACGCAGAUCUGGAUCAGGGAGGGAGCGUCGGGCUUUUACAAGGGGUUGCUGCCAAACAUCGUGCGCGUCCUGCCGACCACUUGCGUGACGUUCCUAGUGUACGAAAACACCAAGUUCUACCUCCCAAGGAUCUGGCAUCCCGAGGGCGACCAUGAGACGGAUUGA
Messenger RNA from Diplodia corticola, 564 nucleotides. RefSeq names its product mitochondrial folate carrier protein. Gene Ontology annotation, cellular component: mitochondrion. Gene Ontology annotation, molecular function: FAD transmembrane transporter activity; folic acid transmembrane transporter activity. NCBI's taxonomy places the organism in Eukaryota, Fungi, Ascomycota, Dothideomycetes, Botryosphaeriales, Botryosphaeriaceae. The record is from RefSeq and is a predicted model, not a curated record. Gene Ontology annotation, biological process: nucleotide transport; folate import into mitochondrion. The transcript is spliced from 2 exons. The coding region runs from base 1 to 564 and encodes 187 amino acids.